GGAGCGGGAGCGCCGAGCCGCGGCUUCCCGGCUGCCCUGACUUUUGAAGAAAUCUCAAUGAACUAUUUGUAGGGAAUCACUGAUCCUGCCUGCAAGGAUUUUUUUUUUUUUUUGGUUUUUUUUUUCCUUUGUUUUUUUUUUUUUUUUUGCACGGCAGAGACACUCGAUCAGUGUUCAAGGAAGAUCACAUCUUACAUGCGAUCUUGACUUUUUUUUUUGUCUUACAUUAUAUUUUUAUAGAUUUUUUUGUUGUUGUUAUAAUCAUGGUGCUGGGAAAGGUGAAGAGUUUGACAAUAAGCUUUGACUGUCUUAAUGACAGCAAUGUCCCUGUAUAUUCCAGUGGGGAUACUGUCUCAGGAAGGGUAAAUUUGGAAGUGACUGGGGAAAUCAGAGUAAAAUCUCUUAAAAUUCAUGCAAGAGGACAUGCGAAAGUACGCUGGACUGAAUCUAGAAAUGCCGGCUCCAAUACUGCCUAUACACAGAACUACACUGAAGAAGUAGAGUAUUUCAACCAUAAGGACAUCCUAAUUGGGCACGAAAGAGAUGAUGAUAAUUCCGAAGAAGGCUUCAACACUAUUCAUUCAGGAAGGCAUGAAUAUGCAUUUAGCUUCGAGCUUCCACAGACACCACUUGCUACCUCAUUCGAAGGCCGACAUGGCAGUGUGCGCUAUUGGGUGAAAGCCGAAUUGCACAGGCCUUGGCUUCUACCAGUAAAAUUAAAGAAGGAAUUUACAGUCUUUGAACAUAUAGAUAUCAACACUCCUUCAUUACUGUCACCCCAAGCAGGCACAAAAGAAAAGACUCUCUGUUGCUGGUUCUGUACCUCAGGCCCAAUAUCCUUAAGUGCCAAAAUUGAAAGGAAGGGCUACACCCCAGGUGAAUCAAUUCAGAUAUUUGCUGAGAUUGAAAACUGCUCUUCCCGAAUGGUAGUGCCAAAGGCAGCCAUUUACCAAACACAGGCCUUCUAUGCCAAAGGGAAAAUGAAGGAAGUCAAACAGCUUGUGGCUAACUUGCGAGGGGAGUCCUUAUCAUCUGGGAAGACAGAGACGUGGAAUGGCAGGUUGCUGAAAAUCCCACCCGUCUCGCCCUCUAUUCUUGAUUGUAGUAUCAUCCGUGUGGAGUAUUCACUAAUGGUAUAUGUGGAUAUUCCUGGAGCUAUGGAUUUAUUUCUUAAUUUACCACUCGUCAUUGGUACCAUUCCUCUGCAUCCAUUUGGUAGCAGAACCUCCAGUGUAAGCAGUCAGUGUAGCAUGAAUAUGAACUGGCUUGGCUUGUCCCUUCCUGAAAGACCUGAAGCACCACCCAGCUAUGCAGAAGUGGUAACCGAGGAACAACGGCGGAAUAAUCUUGCCCCUGUGAAUGCUUGUGACGACUUGGAGAGGGCACUUCAAGGACCACUGUUUGCAUAUAUCCAAGAGUUUCGGUUCUUGCCUCCACCUCUUUAUUCAGAGAUUGAUCCAAAUCCUGAUCAGUCAUCUGAAGACAGACCAUCCUGCCCCUCUCGUUGAAGAAACUCUUGGUUGAAUCAAGUUGAUGUUGGUUCCGAACUGUCUCUCUUCCGGCUGAGAACAGAGAAGUACCCUGGAGACACGUUUUCAGAGGAAGUGGAAUUGCUUUUGCCCAGAAAAAUGGCAAUUACAUGAAACAAGCAGUGAUCAUGCUUUAGAGAACCCUGCAGCAACAUUCUGGGACUGCUCCAAUGCGCUUGAAGAUCUCAGCUUCUCUCCUUUCAAACUGGCACAUACUAAGAGCAGUCUUAGCCUGCGGUCAGGCGUGUCAAGACACCACGUUGUGAAGAAGGACGGUUUCCUUCUAUUGAUUUGAAAAUUUGCACAUGCUCAAUGCUUACAUUGUGCAGUUCGAUGUCACUACAGCUUUUUUUUUUUUUUUUUUUUUUUUUUCCAUUUACGCCAGACUCUUGAUAUUCUUUUAAACUUGUUUGUGGUCAGCACAACAAGCAACGAAAGAAAGCUUUGACGAACUUUGACAUGAAAGAAACGCACUGACAGUUUUUUUUUUUUUUUUUUUUAAUUUAAUAUAGCCUGGACUUUACCUGCGUAUGCACAUGCUCAGAAUUGUCGUGCUAGGCUGACCAUGUAUCACCUCUUCAGCUUGGAUCCUAUUGUGGAUUUAUUUACAAACAUCAAAUGCCUUCAAGCCAAUCCUUUUUGCUGUAUGUUUUGCAGCCUACUGUAGUAGAUAUGCAACAGAUCAGUGUGUGGGGGGAAACAAGAGGAGGAAGCUAAUAAGAGACUCUGUCAAGACUGUAUACCUUCUUGGUUUCUUUUGAGAAUUUGUUGCCUUUCUACUAUUACAGCAAAGCAGCAUUUUGUUACUGACUGCCUAAAAUCACUUAAAUCUCAGGUGAACGCAUCACUUGCCAAACUGUUGAAAUGCUAUUUGUGUUUUGUUGCACUGUUGUUUUUUUGUUGUUGUUGUUGUUAUUGUUGUUGUUGUUUAUUUGGUUGCUUUUUGGAGAGGGAAAUUUGGAGACGGGACAUACACAAAAAUGAUAACCCACCCGCAUACCCUUUUAUCAUUAUAUAUAAGAAGAAACUAGCAGAGCUAAGAAUGGAGUAAAAGACGGUAGGACAGGCACCAGCAAAGAGUUAAGGGCUGUUGCUCUUAAAAAUUAUUUUUAUUUUAAAAGUAAUAGGAGUUUUCCAGUCACUAGGGAAAGGAAGGGAAAGUACAUUUAUUUUUAUACAAAGCUACUUAAUUACCUCCAAAACACAUAUGUUGGAAAUCAUUUUUGCUGAGGCAAAGUACUUUAAUGAGCAAGAAUGUAUAUAUGCUGAGGUUAUGAUUAGAGAACAUAAUUUAUACAUUUGCUAUUCUGCUCCAAGUUUGAGAGUAUAAAGUCACAAGUUUAUUCCAAAAAAUCCGUAACUUCACAGUUAAAAAUAUUAGAAUGUUUGCUGGGAUAGGUGUGUGUGGAUGUGUGAUCUCUUUUUAAAAAUGACUUUUUCACAUUGUCUAAAGGAUCACUGCUAACCUAGGAAAUCACUCUUUUGUGAGUUUUGAGUUUAUAUAGGUUUAUAUAAGUAAACUGAAAAGCUGUCACAUCAGGAAGUUACAGUUAAUUUUUUUUAAGAUAGUUGAUGGUUGGAUCAUAACAAAUAUACCAGCAUUCAUGAUAACAUUUAAACUCCAUUUUCCAAAGUGCUAAGGGUACGGAUGAUUUUUAGGAGGAAUCCAGCUCUUGUUUUUCAUUAAAAUCAGCAUCUAUGAUGUUGCAACAUACGUGUGAAAUGGGUGUGACAUCUAUCCUGCCAUUUACACUUAACCCCACCGUAAAUACAGUGGCUGAAAAUAACAGUAACUCUGGCUUGGUGCUUGAACCUGGUUAAAUACUGUCUUAAAGCUUCAUACAAAAUAGGCUUUUCCAUAAGUGGCCUUUACGAAAACAUGGAAGACAAUUCAUGUUUGAAAUAAUGCUGACAGGGUGAAGAAAGCCCAGUGUAAAAAUGAAUCGCGUUUUAAGUGAUUCAGUUAGAGGGUUUGGGCUCCCGUAGCAAACUAAUACUAGAUAAUAAGGAAAUGGGGGUGAAUUAUUUUUUAUUAUUGUUAAAUCAUUUUGUGAAUGUCCCCCUCAAAAGAAGCUAAUGGAAUACUUGGCAUAAAGGGCAUUUGGUGGUUUUUAUUUUUGUUUGGGGGGGUUGGUUGUCAGAAAAUCCCUUUUCUUUUCUCUUAUGUCUGACUAGGGAACAAUUGUUGAUAUGCAGAGCAUUGGAAUACUUAUUACCAUGUUCUUUCACAACAUAUUAAGCAAGAAUGACCAAUAUUCUAAUAAUUGGCAUUGGGUCACAAAGUGUGAUAAAAGUUUAAAUUCUUAAGACUUUAUGAGAUAAAGUUUUAUUUUCCCCAUUAAAGUAUUUCUUUUAAUCACUUAAAGGCAUUAAGUUUUUCUAAUAUUGGUCAAUUCCUGACGUAAGAUGUGAGGUUCACAGUUGUAUUCUAGUAUUCAAGAUAGAUUCCUGAUUUUUCAAUUAGGAAAAGUAAAAUCCAAAAUGUUAUCAAAACAAAGUGCAAUAUUAAAUGUUUGCUUUAUAGAUUAUCUUCUAUGGCUGUUUGUAAUUUCUCUUUCUUUUUUAUUUGGUGCUGAACAUGUCCUUGUAGGCUCUGUUUUAAGAAAACAAUAUGUGGGAAAUGACUUAAUUUUUCCUAUUGCUCUUCCUUGUGGAAAAUAAAAGUGUUUUUUUUU
Messenger RNA from Jaculus jaculus (lesser Egyptian jerboa), 4204 nucleotides. It is a transcript of the gene Arrdc3, whose product is annotated as arrestin domain containing 3. NCBI's taxonomy places the organism in Eukaryota, Metazoa, Chordata, Mammalia, Rodentia, Dipodidae. The record is from RefSeq and is a predicted model, not a curated record. The transcript has 8 exons. Gene Ontology annotation, biological process: protein transport. Bases 264 to 1508 code for a protein of 414 amino acids. Gene Ontology annotation, cellular component: cytoplasm.